Messenger RNA from Geosmithia morbida, 615 nucleotides. Its product is annotated as PUA domain protein. The transcript is spliced from 2 exons. The record is from RefSeq and is a predicted model, not a curated record. NCBI's taxonomy places the organism in Eukaryota, Fungi, Ascomycota, Sordariomycetes, Hypocreales, Bionectriaceae. Gene Ontology annotation, biological process: formation of translation preinitiation complex. Gene Ontology annotation, molecular function: RNA binding. Bases 1 to 615 code for a protein of 204 amino acids.
AUGUUUAAGAAGGAACUCCAGCCCUCCCCCAAGCAAAAGCUCAAGUCUUCCGUCCAGCGAUCACUCCGCUCGGCCCUACUGUCGACAUACCCCCUCCUGGAGCCGUACAUAGACGGCGUGAUGCCGAAGAAGGCCUCCCUCGAGAGCAUGAAGCUCCCCGACCGCAACACCCUCUAUGUACUGGACUCGGUGCCCCUCUUCUACCAGCAGGACGGAAACGGCGCCGUCAUCCCCCACCUCCGUCUCGUCCACCGGUACCCCCAGGCCUUCCCGACCAUACGCAUAGACAGGGGCGCCAUCCGCUUCGUCCUCUCGGGCGCCACCCUCAUGGCUCCCGGCCUGACCAGCAAGGGCGGCAGGCUGCCCGUCCAGGGCGCCCCCAAGGGCCUCCAGGAGGGCAAGGAGAUGGACCAGAGCUGCGACGACGACGGGAGGUGGUCCAGGGAGCUGCUCAAGGGAGAGCCCGUCGUCAUCAUGGCAGAGGGAAAGACCGAGGCUUGCGCCGUCGGCACCCUCGUCGUCGGCACCGACGAGGUCAAGGCCAAAGGGAAGGGACCCGUGGUCGAGGACGCUCAUUUCCUCGGUGAUGGCCUGUGGAACAUCAAUACCGAUUAG